This is a messenger RNA of Andrographis paniculata, 2134 nucleotides long. RefSeq lists its product as uncharacterized. The transcript is spliced from 8 exons. The record is from RefSeq and is a predicted model, not a curated record. Gene Ontology annotation, molecular function: DNA binding. Lineage: Eukaryota; Viridiplantae; Streptophyta; Magnoliopsida; Lamiales; Acanthaceae. Bases 602 to 1855 code for a protein of 417 amino acids.
UUAAUUUACCAUAUGUGCAAUGCGUUAGUCGUCGAUCAGUCCGUCUGCUUCCGCGGCGCCUCCGCCGGGAAGCUCAUCGCUACGGCGGCGACACCCGGAUCAUCACCGGAAGGCACUUCGCGGCGAUAUUAUGUCCGAGUUCCUGACAGCAUGGAAUUUUGAAGAAGAGUGGGUAAGGACAAAAGCGAAGAUGACGAAAAAAAAGCUAUACCCUAAUUCAGGCGCAGCGGGUUAAGGGAUUGAUGAAUAUAUGGUAAGUGAUCAGAACAGGAAAAUUUGAUUCAAGAAUAUACCAAAUCCCAACCUGAGCAAUUGUAAUUCGAAUUCAAUUAAGCUCCUUUGGGUUCUAUUCGUUCACACUGGUUCAGUAUACAAGAACCCUAAUCCAUAUGUGGAGUGGAGCGGUGGCACACGGAUUUAUAUAUGCCUACCUAAAAUCUUCAUUACAUUCAUAUCGAAUCGGUGAGCGCUCCCUAUUUUGCUCGCCCUCUCUAUCUCAAGAAUUUCUUGUUUUCUCCGCCCAAUUUGAGUUUGGGUGAAUAUUUUCGGGCCGUGAGUUGGCGGAGGAAGAUUUGGGUAUAUAGAAAACCCUUGCUCUGCCAUGGAAGAAGGGCACAGAGACGGAAAAUCAUCUGAGAUUCACUUGGAAGACGAUAGAGUCCUGGCUGAGAAGAACAGGAAGAGAACAAUAAAGACUCCUGCACAGAUUCAAGCAUUGGAGAACUUUUAUAUGGAAAACAAAUACCCAUCGGAUACGAUGAAAGCAGAAAUUUCUGAGGCGACAGGCUUGACGGAGACGCAAGUAUAUGGAUGGUUUUGCCACCAGAGGUUGAAAGACAAGAAGAUUCAUUUUAGCUCUGUAGCUGGAGGGCCGGAGCACUCGAGUGGAGUAGUGCAAGAUCAUGGCAGUGGGCAUAGGCCAGAUUCUUGCGGCAGUACAAAACUCGGAGGUUUUGAUACCAAGGAAGUCGAAAGUGGUAGGGUAAUUCUUCCACAACUUUCCGGUGCGGAACUCGCGAUUUCUGGAAAGAAAAGAAGUAUACACAACACAUCGUCCGGGAGUAGUUCAUCAUUGAGGACCUUGCCUGGCAAUAAUAUAGUAAAGCCCACCUAUAUGGAAACUUCCCGGUACUUACCUCCGAAAUCUCCUAUGGAUAUGCCUGCUGCAAACCGUAGGUCAGGCCCUUCGGGUUAUUUAAAGCUGCUGAAGCGCCCGUCUGAGAACCCCGCUGUAACUGCAGUCAAGCAACAGCUGGGAAGCCUCCAUACAGAGGAUGGUCCACCACUAGGUGUCGAUUUUGACAGUCUUCCUCCUGGUUCCUUCAGAUCAAGACAGGUUCAAGUUCAUGAAAACUACGGUAGGAGAGAAGGCAUUUCACCUGCUCCAGGUGGUAUUUUGAAUCUCGACCAGCACCCCAAGUUUGGAAAGGGAUUCGAGAUCGGCUCCAGCGGACCAUCACUUGGAUUGAAAAGGGAUAGAGCAAGUUUUAAGGUCCCUCAAGGAUCAGAUGGGCUGGACAUUGUCGGGCACCAAAAUGUUUCAACCAGCACGUGCGACAAUAUCUGGAUUCUCGCACUUCCGCGCAGAGGGAGUGCAAAGGGCGCAAGGAUAGGCAAAAACGGUGGCAGCAAGAUCGAGAUUCCCAAGAAGAAGGAUAUCACUGCUUCAAAAAGGCCUCUGGACGGACUUCCUCCUCCGCAGCAGGAACCAUCAGUAAAGAAACAAUCUGUGGCACCCGCCUGCGACGCAACCGACCCAGCCAUAAGGUCUGGUGGCGAGCCCGGGACCGGAGGUAGUGUUAGUGAUGAAAAAGAGGCGAAUAGUGGAGCAGAGAAAAGUUGUUGUGUGGAGUAAAGAACUCCAAAUAUUGGCCUUAGCAGCAGCAGAUCUCCUCCCUAAGGUGAGGUUAUGAACAGAGUUUAGUGCUUUUGUUUUGCAUUAUUGAGGUAGAAUGAUUCAUGUGUAUGUGUAUGACUGAGCAAUUGUGGUGUGGUGUUGUGGCGGCUACUGUGGUGGUGGUGGGGUGGGGUGGGAAACACUCACCACUCACCUUGUUGUUGUAUAGUUUUGUUGUUGAUAUUAUUAUGUACAUUUUUUUGCCUCAAUGCUUUCUUGUACAGCAUUGUUGAUUUA